Messenger RNA from Musca domestica (house fly), 2135 nucleotides. RefSeq names its product protein yellow (gene y). Gene Ontology annotation, cellular component: extracellular region. The record is from RefSeq and is a predicted model, not a curated record. NCBI's taxonomy places the organism in Eukaryota, Metazoa, Arthropoda, Insecta, Diptera, Muscidae.
GCCACUAGAAGAAGAAGAAGGAAAUUGGAUUAAAAUCAUAUAUAGUUUCUAACCUCAAAGGAUAUUUGGAUUAUAGAGUGUCGAAUAGAAAAGGAUAUUAAAAUAAAAUAUUAAAUUUGAAAAAAGAGUGAAAGUGAAAAAGUGCUGCAAAAUGAAGUGUCUUCUAGUUGGCCUAUUGACAUUUGUGUUGUGCAUCCAAUUCGGCAAUGCUGCCUACAAAUUGCAAGAACGUUUCAAUUGGAAACAAUUGGAUUUUGCUUUUCCCAAUGAAAAUCUAAAACAACAGGCUUUGGCCAGUGGAGAUUAUAUUCCACAGAAUGCUUUGCCCGUAGGUGUUGAACAUUGGCAGAAUCAUCCACUAUUUGUUACCAUACCCCGUUGGAGAGAUGGUAUACCAGCCACAUUGACUUACAUUAAUAUGGAUCAUAGCGUUACCGGUUCUCCUGCAUUGAUACCCUAUCCCGACUGGCGUUCAAAUACAGCUGGAGAUUGUGCAAACAGCAUUACCACAGCUUAUCGUAUUAAGGUUGAUGAAUGUGGUCGUUUGUGGGUUUUGGACACUGGCACUUUGGGUAUUGGCAACACCACCACCAACCCCUGUCCCUAUGCCGUGAAUGUUUUCGAUUUGGCCACACACACACGCAUACGCCGCUAUGAGCUGAGGCCGGAGGACACGAAUGCAAAUACUUUUAUUGCCAACAUUGCUGUGGACAUUGGCAAGAGUUGUGAUGAUGCUUUUGCUUAUUUCUCUGAUGAGUUGGGUUAUGGUUUGAUUGCCUAUUCAUGGGAACAGAAUAAGUCAUGGCGUUUCUCGGGACAUUCGUACUUCUUCCCCGAUCCCUUGAGAGGUGAUUACAACAUUGCCGGUCUCAAUUUCCAGUGGGGUGAGGAGGGCAUCUUUGGCAUGGCUUUGUCGCCCAUUCGUUCGGAUGGUUAUCGCACGAUGUAUUUCAGCCCCCUGGCCAGUCAUAGGCAAUUUGCUGUAUCCACUCGGAUUUUGCGUGAUGAAACUCGUGUUGAGGAUAGCUAUCAUGACUUUAUUGCUUUGGAUGAACGUGGACCCAAUUCUCACACCACUGCCCGUGUUAUGAGCGAAGAUGGUGUUGAGUUGUUCAAUUUAAUCGAUCAAAAUUCUGUGGGUUGUUGGCAUUCGUCCAUGCCCUACUCACCCCAGUUCCAUGGUAUUGUGGAUCGUGAUGAUGUGGGUCUGGUGUUCCCCGCUGAUGUUAAAAUCGAUGAAAACAAAGAUGUUUGGGUACUCUCAGAUCGUAUGCCGGUGUUUUUGCUUUCCGAAUUGGAUUACAAUGAUGUGAACUUCCGUAUCUAUACCGCUCCCCUGAGCACGCUCAUUGAGGGCACUGUCUGCGAUCAACGCAGCAAUGUGUAUGGCCCCCACAACUCAGUUGCCGCUGUAAAGCCCCUACAUCCCAUCUAUCCCAAGACGUACUUAAAUCCCACAGCCAAGCCAUCCUACGUAGCAAUUCCCUCAUCACGUCCCUCAUAUUUGCCACCCUACAGUGGCUCACAGCGCCCGAAUGUUCCUAAUGCCUUUUUGUACAAUCAACAACACAAUGCCCUUACCUAUGAUGCCGCGAAUGGACCUCAUCUAUUCCCGGCGAUAGCACAAAUCCAACAGAUUCAACAUCCCGCACCAGCUGCCCGUGAAGGUCUGGGUAGUUAUGCCACAUCACGUUCCGUUCCCUGGUGGCAGCAACAUCACUAGAUCGUCAUCCGCAGCAACCGCCCCCCCACUCCACAUCCGCCCAUCAUUAGUCUAAAUGUCUUGUGUCUGUGUUUGUUUAUUUUUUUAUUAAGAAUUCUGUCAUUGUGGUUCAUAUCGUGAAGAAGUAUUGCAAAUUUAUAUAAUUAUCAUAUUUUCAAUAACUGUAUAUGUUUGUAUGUAUGUAAUGUUUAGUGCUGAAUUUAUUAUUUUUUUAUUAUUUACAUAGAUACGUGUUUUCAUUUAUUUUAUUUCAUUUGACCAUUAUCAUUAUUUGGCAUAUAUGUUUGUAUUUUUUGUUUAAUUAUUGGAUUUUAUAUAUAUGUAUUUUAUAAUGACAAAAAAAUACUCAUGUAUCUGUUAAAUAAACAAAAAAUUUAUAAAUAAAAUAUUUUUUUCUAUAUUAAUUUAAAAA